Molecule: messenger RNA, 471 nt
Organism: Amphimedon queenslandica
Lineage: Eukaryota; Metazoa; Porifera; Demospongiae; Haplosclerida; Niphatidae
Product: ATP-dependent DNA helicase Q-like 3
Exons: 1
Coding region: 1-471 (156 amino acids)
Biological process (GO): double-strand break repair via homologous recombination
Cellular component (GO): nucleus; chromosome; cytoplasm
Molecular function (GO): nucleic acid binding; ATP binding; 3'-5' DNA helicase activity
Source: RefSeq, a predicted model, not a curated record
AUGGAUGUAAAUGUUGCUGUAGUAGAAGCAGGGAAGAAAUUAGGAUACUAUCCAUUGAAAGACGAACAAACACUCUGCAUCAGCAAGUUUGUCGAAGGAAAUGAUGUUUUUUGUGUCUUACCCACCGGUUUUGGAAAGACAGCCUGCUUUGCUUGCUUGCCACUUGUUUUUGACUUGUUACACAGCAGGGGUAGUGAAGAGAAGUCUAUUCUCAUUGUCAUUAGUCCACUCACAGCACUCAUAAAGAAUCAUGUUGAGACACUGAGGAAGAAAAGCCUUGAUGUUGGUUAUUUAGAUGCUGACAGUACAAUUGAAGUUAAAUCUCAUGUGCUGAAGGGGAAAUAUAGUAUAGUGCUUUUGAGUCCAGAAAUGUUGCUAGGUAAAUGGAGAAGUCUUUUUAUGAAUAAAGUGUAUCAGAGGCGUUUAAUUGGUCUUGCUAUUGAUGAAGCACACUGUGUUGUUAAAUGGUAA